UACAAAGUCGUUGUUCUCGGUGAUAGAGGAGUCGGCAACAACUCGUUAACGGUUCAAUUUUGCAGCUAUCAUUAUAUGUCGUCCUAUCAACCAACCAUUGAAAAUCUCGACUCGAAGAGACUGGUCAUUGGCAACGAUUCAUAUCUCCUGGACAUACUGAACACUGCAGGAGAGCCGGUUUACAAGAUACUAAAAGACCGGUGGAUCCAACGAGGAGACGGAUUCUUGCUGGUAUACUCCACUGCCGAUCUAAGAAGCUUUUGGAAGAUAAAGCUCAUCUGGGAUGAUAUCUUGGCCUUCAAAGGUGGACCCCAACCACCUAUGAUACUUACCGAGCACAUAAAAUGGCAAAGCAGGAGUGAUUCCCUUGGACCUCAGGAAUGUCACCCUUUCCUUCCCCUGAAGUGGGCGUUUGAUGUCGCACAAUCAAUGGCGAAGCAAAAUGAACUCUGA
This is a messenger RNA of Gamsiella multidivaricata, 453 nucleotides long. Its product is annotated as P-loop containing nucleoside triphosphate hydrolase protein. Gene Ontology annotation, molecular function: GDP binding; GTP binding; GTPase activity. NCBI's taxonomy places the organism in Eukaryota, Fungi, Mortierellomycota, Mortierellomycetes, Mortierellales, Mortierellaceae. The transcript has a single exon. Gene Ontology annotation, biological process: signal transduction. The record is from RefSeq and is a predicted model, not a curated record. Gene Ontology annotation, cellular component: plasma membrane. The annotation marks the transcript as partial.